AGCACGGAUUGGUUUGUCAUUGACCAACCAAAUUACUAACUCUACAAAAUACAGGAAUCGCAUGUCAACGUUGUUGUAUUUUUUUAGAACUGUAAUGAUUUCAGUAUGAUUGUAGUAUAACUAUAAUCCUUGUUACAUAACCGAGACAGAUUUGCCUGCUAAAUGCAACGUUAGCUUGGAAUAAAUCCUAUAAAUAAUGUGAUUUUUUUGUUGUUGUUGUAACUAGCUAAUGUUAUACGCAAAUAUUUAUGCAUUUUCAACAGGCUUCCGUUCUUUUAUGUGAACAUUUAACUCGCUAGCUAAGCUAACUAGCUAGUCAACUAUCCAGCUAGCUAGUUAUCUAAUGUACCUGUGCCUUGUCUCAAGCUAGCUAACGUUAGCUGUGUAGCUAGCAACAGUAAAGCUAGCGAACAACAAAGAAAACAAAGCACACACUUCAAGAUGUCCUUCAACAAAUCUAACGUUAUAGCUAGCAUUUGUAUUCAUUUGCUGCAUGAUGUACCAUUGUAGUCCAUUUUGUUAAUUUCAAGAAAUAUUGUCCAAAUCAAAUUUUAUUGGUCACAUACAAAUAUUUAGUUAUUGCGGUUGUAGCGAAAAGGUUUGUACUCGGAACUGAGUGAUAUCCGAUGAUGUACCCAGCCUCAGCUGAAUCUUUAAAUUAGGCUACAAUCCUGGGGAACAAGAACCGGAAAACACAUGAACGCCUGUGUUCCACAUGUCUGCUGAAAUGGAAGGACUGUGACUAUAACUGAUCAUGGAGUACACCACCUCAACAGGGGAGCAGAUAGUCGUGCAGACGUCCAAUGGACAGAUCCAACAACAGACUCAGGGCACAAUGACGGCUGUGCAGCUGCAGACCGAGGCGCCGGUAUUGACGGCCUCUGGCCAGCAGGUGCAGACACUCCAGGUCCAAGGCCAGCCCCUGGUGGUGCAGGUGAGCGGAGGGCAGCUGAUCACAUCGUCAGGGCAACCAAUCAUGGUGCAGGCUAUGGGGGGAGGACAGGGACAGACCAUCAUGCAGGUGCCUGUGUCUGGAGGACAGGGACUACAACAGAUCCAGCUACAGGGUGGACAGCAGAUCCAGCUGCAGAACGGUCAGACGAUCCAUCUAGGGGGACAACAGAUCCAGCUGCAGAACGGACAGAUGUUACAGCUCGGGGGACAGCAGGGUCAACCCCAACAGAUCAUCAUCCAACAGCCACAACAAGCCAUCACAGCCGGACAGAACCAGGGCCAGCAGAUUCAGUUGCAACAGGGCCAGCAGAUUCAGUUGCAACAGGGCCAGCAGAUUCAGUUGCAACAGGGCCAGCAGAUUCAGUUGCAACAGGGCCAGCAGCUGGCGCAGACGGCUGAUGGACAGACCAUCGUCUACCAGCCAGUCAACGCAGAUGGCACCGUCCUGCAACAGGGAAUGAUCACCAUCCCAGCAGGCAGCCUGGCGGGGGCCCAAAUGGUGCAGACAGGGGGUGCCAACACCACCACUACCAACAGUGGACAGCAGGGCACUGUGACCGUCACCCUGCCAGUCUCAGGCAACAUGAUGAACGCUGGUGGCAUGGUCAUGAUGAUGCCUAGUGGAGGUGCGGUGCCUGCUAUGCAACGUAUCCCUCUACCCGGGGCUGAGAUGUUAGAAGAGGAACCUCUGUAUGUCAACGCUAAACAGUACCAUCGCAUCCUGAAGAGAAGACAGGCCCGAGCCAAGCUGGAGGCAGAGGGCAAGAUCCCUAAAGAGAGGAGGAAAUAUCUGCAUGAGUCCCGUCACCGCCACGCCAUGCAGCGCAAGAGGGGAGACGGAGGACGCUUCUUCUCUCCCAAGGAGAGGGAGGAGAUGGCCCUGGCUCUGGCCCAGCAACAGGCAGAGCUGGCCGCCCAGGCAGGAGAAGACUCUGUAGCUCAGAUGGUCCGUGUUUCAUAGCAUUCGACACCCCGACAAUGUCUUCCUCCGUAUAUACACCUCUCGCUAGGCUUGGCCGAUAAACCGUGUACCGGGGUGUUUCCAAAUACCGACAGUAUGAUUUUCAAUACCGUUUAAAAAAUAUAUAUAAUAAUAUUUUUGUUUUGGGGGGUGCAUGCUACAGCACUGCUUAGAAAUAUCAAAUGUGUCAAAUAAAUGAUAUCCUAUUCAGAGCUCCAGCUAUGCAUUUGGUUUGCUAACUUGCUCGCUAAGUGGCUAGAUGUCAAGAUCAAGCUUCUUGGUUACUGCAAAGACAGUCAAUCCCAUCCUGGAUCAAGAACCCUCAACCCUCUUGCCUAAAUUGUUUAUUGCGUAAUUAUAUAUAUAUAUAUAAUACAUACAUACAGUGGGGCAAAAACGUAUUUAGUCAGCCACCAAUUGUGCAAGUUCUCCCACUUAAAAAGAUGAGAGAGGC
Oncorhynchus gorbuscha (pink salmon) is the source of this 2369-nucleotide messenger RNA. It is a transcript of the gene nfyal, whose product is annotated as nuclear transcription factor Y, alpha, like. The coding region runs from base 755 to 1915 and encodes 386 amino acids. Gene Ontology annotation, molecular function: DNA-binding transcription factor activity, RNA polymerase II-specific; RNA polymerase II cis-regulatory region sequence-specific DNA binding. Gene Ontology annotation, cellular component: CCAAT-binding factor complex. The record is from RefSeq and is a predicted model, not a curated record. The transcript is spliced from 10 exons. NCBI's taxonomy places the organism in Eukaryota, Metazoa, Chordata, Actinopteri, Salmoniformes, Salmonidae. Gene Ontology annotation, biological process: regulation of transcription by RNA polymerase II.